Molecule: messenger RNA, 915 nt
Organism: Anolis carolinensis (green anole)
Lineage: Eukaryota; Metazoa; Chordata; Lepidosauria; Squamata; Anolidae
Product: nuclear cap-binding protein subunit 2
Exons: 4
Coding region: 69-575 (168 amino acids)
Biological process (GO): mRNA cis splicing, via spliceosome
Cellular component (GO): nuclear cap binding complex
Molecular function (GO): RNA cap binding
Source: RefSeq, a predicted model, not a curated record
AAUAGAUUCAUUCAGAUUCUUUGCGUCGGCCGGUGGUUAGCCAGUGACGCCAUUACCGGUGGCCCAAGAUGUCGAGCAUCCUCAGCACGACUCUGAGCGGUCUCAACAGCGACUCGUACUGCGAGAUCAGCUGCUACCGGGACCAGCAGUUCAAGGGGAGCCGCUACUUGCAGAAGAAAGCCUUGAAGUCCUCUUGCACACUCUAUGUGGGCAACCUCUCCUUCUAUACCACAGAGGAGCAGAUCCACGAGCUUUUCUCCAAGUGCGGGGACGUCAAGCGCAUCGUCAUGGGGCUGGACAAACUCAAGAAGACGCCCUGCGGCUUCUGCUUUGUGGAAUACUACACAAGAGUUGAAGCGGAGCAUGCCAUGCGCUUCAUCGAUGGGACCCGGCUGGACGACCGCAUCAUCCGGACUGACUGGGACGCCGGCUUCAAGGAGGGGCGCCAGUUCGGCCGCGGCAAAACGGGGGGCCAGGUCCGAGAUGAAUACCGCACAGACUACGACGUGGGAAGAGGUGGCUUUGGGAAGAUCAUCCAGAUGCAGAAGACAAACCAACAGACCGCCAUUUACUGACAGUUUCAAGGAUCAUCGAAGGGGAUGGGUGUCAGGAAGAGGGGCAAGAUUCAGAGGAAGAAGAUGGCUUUCUGGAAAGAAAACCCUUUGCCACCUGCAUCUCUGGCAUCUCAGGGCCUUUUCGCUCACCUUCAUGCUGGAUAAUGUGUGCAUUGCAAACCUGUUUUCCCAGUGUAGAAAUCCUAAGAGGAUAAGUGUUGCUGGUAAUUGAUUUACGAGGAGGCUGGGGAGGGUAUUUGCUGCCCUUCUGCGGUAGCUGCCAUUCCCUCCAUCUACUGGUUUAUACUGGUUUUGUUUUUCUAACAGCAAGAGAUUCCAAAUAAAUGAUCUUUUUACAGUA